UUUCCUGGACCGCGUGCACGUGGUGCGGCAGCCAGACUACACGCCUACGGAGCAAGAUGUUCUGCGGUGCCGCGUGCUCACGCUUGGCAUCUUCGAGACACGCUUCCAGGUUGACAAAGUCAACUUCCACAUGUUUGACGUGGGAGGCCAGCGAGACGAGCGACGUAAGUGGAUCCAAUGCUUCAAUGACGUGACGGCGAUCAUCUUCGUCACGGCGUGCUCGUCCUACAACAUGGUGCUCAGGGAGGACCCUAGCCAGAACAGGCUCAGGGAAUCCUUGGAUCUCUUUAGGAGCAUAUGGAACAACAGGUGGUUGCGCACCAUCAGUGUCAUCCUGUUCCUAAAUAAGCAAGAUUUGCUGGCUGAGAAAAUUUUGGCGAACAAAAGCAAACUCGACGAUUAUUUCCCCGACUUUUCCCGUUACCAAACGCCUGCUGAAAUUACUUCACUUGCAUCUACUGAUGGUGAAGAAAACCCAGAGGUAGUGCGAGCAAAGUACUUCAUUAGGGACGAAUUUUUGCGCAUCAGCACAGCGACGGGUGACGGGCGGCACUAUUGCUACCCUCACUUCACGUGCGCCGUCGACACCGAGAACAUCCGGCGAGUCUUCAACGACUGUCGGGACAUCAUCCAACGCAUGCACCUGCGCCAGUACGAGCUCUUGUAGGCGUCAUAAUGCCGCAGAGGCUCGUCUCACUACGGUGGUCUUCAGUCAGAGAGAGAGCGUGGAGACUCGUGCCACACAAUUUAACUUCAAUGCAUCAUUCAGAGAUCAACACUAGUCAGGUGGUCUUGCACCACAUUAUACUUCGCUAAAAAAGCUCAGCUGUGCACCAUCUUAAUUCUACACAGCAUCCAGGCUACACUGAACUGCAGAACUCCACAACACGGCGUGUGACAAUUUUUCAUGUACAUGCAAAGUUAUGAUGAGACUCUCCCCAUACUAGAGUUGGACACGGUUCUUCACUGCUUGUUAUUACAGCUUGGAGAACUGGAAGACCGGAGAAAUUAACCGUCGCACAUCUGCAGCCAUCAAAGAUCGAUGCAAGUUUCAAACAUUUCAAUUGCUACUCAUUGCAUCAAGAAAUGGGUGUUUCAUCAAGAAAAACUUAUGAAUGAAGAAUUAUUGUUAGCAUGUCGACAUCAAUGUCAUGCAUCUAGCAGUUGCAGAUGAAACGAAGUAAAAAUAACGUAUUAAUCGCGUGUUACCGCUGUGAGCAUAACAUCAAGCGAUUCAAUUUAUCUUACAACAAAGACACAUUACUUGUGCAACUUCUUGUAGAAGGAAAUCUUUAACGAAGAUCUCUGGGUGCUUGUACCAUUAGCUUCUGGACACGGUGCACUCGUGGCAUGACUCGGUUCGUGAGAGGGGAUGUGUGCUCUGCCCUUCUCUCUCAAUGUUCAACCGGUGUAUAGUGAGGAAAAGGUGACGUGGAAGUGAUAGUCUUGACGAUGAGUGAAGCAAUUGAGAACAUGUGCUGUGCUACUUGCUAUGGCUUCUCCAAUGAACUAGUGUUCACUAAAAUUAUGGUGAAGAGCAAACAGAUCAAGGUGCGCACCAAAUAGCUGUUUGUCGUGUUUGUUAUUUUAGCAUUGUAAUUGGACUUCAGAUGGGAGUCGAUAAAAUAUUCCAUCAACUGUUUUAAUGGUGCUUAGCGUCGUGGCUACUAUUGAUUUCACCUCUUCUAUUUUAUGACGCGUUGCCUGGCUUUAAUUUUUUUCAGCCUUGUGUUUCUAUGCAAGUGGCUUCUUUUAAAGUUGAAUUUUAACAAUUUGAGACCCUGAAAGUCAAAUAUUCCAAGAAUAGCAUCAGCGAUAGGAAAACUUUGUUGGUCAUGAAUAUGCUAUACUGCAAGAACGUUUCAAACGAAUGCGUAUGCACAUGCGCAAAGUGAACUGUCGAGUUAGACCUCAACAUUUGCGAUCCAAUUCAUACUGGAAUGAAACCAACCAUGAUAAUGUUUUGCCUCAUCCUAGCCUAUUGUAGGUUAGGAUGGUGUCUAUGAAUGUCAUGAGUGUUGCAUCUUCUUAUGACCUUCAAAGACUCACUUUAACAUAUGCUUGACUUGAGACCUCUUCGCAUGUGCUGGCUGGAGGGUCUUUUUUUCCUACUAAAGUUCGCAGUGGUACAUGUAGUUUCGAUAGCGUUAGUUUGAACGCAACGUUAGUGUGCCCAGUAGGACUAGCUUUGCUUGCCCGUCAAUAAUUAACGCUAUUUGCUACCACUCGGAACCCGCGACGUUUGUUAUUCCUUAAACGAAAGGCGUUUCUCAGUCGUGAACUGCCAUUAGGUCACUACACAUUCAUAUUGUUGGUACAUUCAUGUUAACUUGGAACUACUUUUUUGAUUGAAACGCAGUUUAGCAAUGGCUUCAACUAAAAUAAACCAUCACUAAUUUGUAAUAAAAAAUUCAAUGUUAUUAACCCAAGAAACAAUUGAUACGGGCCUGACUUAUAUUUACUUGCAAUUUUCUGUGGUUCAAUGGCGCUCACACUGACUGAUGUCCUUACGUUUAUUGAUGUCUUGAGAAGCCUAAUAAUAUAAACAUGACUGAGCGCUACUGAAAACAAAAAAACAUAUAAGCUUUUUGGCAAAUAACUGAGACUUUCAAUAUGAAACUGCGUCCAAUAUCUUCUGCGAAACUUAUUUUUUUAGAUAGGUACUUUUUGGCAAGUAACCGAAAGUUUCAAUUUGUUACUGCGUCCAUCAUCUCAUGCGAAUCUUCUUUCUGGUGAGUAUUUAAACCAACCCCUCGGUUCAAGGACUGGGGAAAAUUUAUAAUUAAAAUUUCACUUGAGUCUCACUUGAACUGAAGUAUACUCUUUGUAAGAAUCGAAGCUAUUCGUUUGGUAUUCUCGUAAGUUCGGUAUUUGACGUGUUUUAGAGUUGCGUAGCCAUUGGACAUUUCCUUAAGUUAAGGUCACCACGGAUGGCGCUGCUGAUUGCUUCACAGCGUCGCCGUCCGUUCUUCGAUCUCCUUAAUCACUUCUUAGCAAAAAUCUCACUUUUCUUUAUAUUUUUUCUACUUUUGGUCGAUUUUCAUUUCGUGGUUUAUUUGUUUCGCCGACGAAUAGAACUAAACUGUACCUUUUUUUCGUCCUGGAUUAUUCGUGCUGUUCACGGCAUGAUACUUCAAAUCUCUUUCACGAGUUGUUACCUGUGACCAAGGCUAGAUAAAUUUGAUGUCACUGAGCCCACAUUAACAGCGUCUGGAGGAGUCGUGCUUUACCACCUGACCUGGAGGUGACUUCAUUGCCAGUGUUUAUCGUACACGAUGAGUAGAGGCGAUGUGAAUUCCUUUACAUUUGUGACGCUUUGACACUUGUGAAUGACAGUAUUGCAUUUGGUCAAGCAACUACUUGUAUUCGAAGUGCAAGUAACGUUUAUGCAGAAUAACCGUAACAGAAUAACGCAAAACUGCUACGCUAACUAGCAUUUCUCAAAGGUACGGUAUACUUAUCUAAUAACACUUCCGCAAAUUUUUUUUCUUCCCCUAUCAUAAUCGCUUGGAAAUAAUGUUGGAAUAAAUUAGAAAAGUGUGUAACUAAGGAGUAAUAACUUGUAUUGAUCGAGUGACGUAACACAUAAACUGUACUUGUGUAUUGUUUUGAGGUGCAACACUUAUGGCGCGGCACCCUGACUGUUUGCUCAUGACCAGCCUGUGCUGCCGUCGCCACGGCGCCCGCCGAUGGCUUUAGGUGUAAUCAUGUAUGGUGGGGCUGAGUGUAUCUUUAAGAGGAUCAUCGUAUAUGACUCUGCCGUGUGUAGAUCUGUCCCAUUAUCCUUUUCGUGUGUUACCCUUAGAUUGUCCGCUCUUCUGUGUUAUUAUUUGUUCGUUGUUCGUACCUUACUUUCCCUAUCACGCACAAUUGUUCGGUUUAUGUGUCAUAACGGCGAACAUCUCUGGGUCCAUAGAGAUUGAAAUUAGUUUUCACUUGUACACAAUUGGAACGUCGCACAAAUCACAACAAUUCUCCGUUGAACAAUUCAUUGACGGAGUGCGUAAUAAUUUUGAUGAAAUUUCGUGUAACAAACAACCACACGCACAAACCUCGACGAUCGUAUAGGGAACUGCUGCUCGCACUGUAACUCCUCACAAAACUAGGCAACCAGCACAAGGUCGUGAUUGUAUUUCCUGCUAACCACCUUGGCUGAGAUAUAUAUACAUUUUAGUUGAUCGUACUCCUGAUUCAGUGUUCCCAGCUUGUUAAUGAAUUGUGUCGGUAAAACUUACUUCACUGAGUAUUCGUCAUUUGCACUAAUGUGUUUUUAUUAGGGGAUGUGCAAUUCUCUAGAAUAUCCCAUGUUGCAAUUUAUGUCAUAGAAAAAUGUUGCCAUUGAUUCUUUAGACAUGAAUUUUAUUUCGAUAAUAUGUACAUUUUCAGGGUCUCUUAUUUUUAUGUUGAAAGUUGUAAAGUUUAGCAAUCUGCGUGUGAAAUUGUAACGCGAGUUUGUCUGAAAAUUCAUUUUGAACAUGCACUUCUGACUGCUGCGUGCUCUGACUUCAUCACGCCAUGUUUCUAACAUUUCCUCAGAGAAAAAAUCAAAGUGCCAUCGUUGUUUGCCAUUCUUAUGCAUGUUUGCACACUCAGCAGUUGACUUGAAUGAGUAGGACACAUUGGACAUAGCAGUCGCUCAGAGAUGAAUUGCGUUCUUAAACCUUCCCGCCCUCGAUGUCAUUACGUUACCCAUAUUUCUCUUUAGGUCCUCCUUAAAUAUAGCUUAUUAAGGAGAAGCGUGGCUGUAUGUUAACUCAAUGGAAGAUUAGUUAAAUGGUAACCGCUACUAUUACUAUCAUUACUCUAUUACUAUUGCUGCUGCUGCUACUAUAACUACUACCACUUACUAUUAACGUUACUGUUGCGGGGUGUGGCUGCUGCUGCAUGAUUUAUAUCAUACCAAUGAUGACCGACCCUUUGAGUUGUAGUGACAACGGUGUAUCUCUCCUCGAAAAAUUUAAUUAUUUAAUGCAUAGAUGAAGUUCGCCGUUGCAUUAGCAUUGUAUGUAUUUUGAAGCUAUUGUAUGUAUCUGUUAUAUGUCCGCUGGUCUUUGUGUUUGCUUGAGUAUGUACGUGUGUGUGACUCUUUACCUACCAGCGAUUUUGUUUAAAGCAAAGCUCACUAAACGCUCCAGGGUCCCUAGACUGUCUCACGGAAUAGUCGUGAGACAGUGAAGAUAUUUAGUUAUAGAAUUAGCACAAGGCGUUGUUUGGACCCCUUGCGUCGAUACGUCAGCUCAGUACUGAGGAGCCGCAGGGUACCGCUCUAUGGGCGAGUACCAUUACACGUACCAAUGUUCUAUAGGCAAGUACCAUUACACGUACCAAUGCUCUAUAGGCGCGCACCAUUACACGCACCAAUAGCACUGCGAUGUAAGUGCGAUCAGAUAUCAACGGGGCCAGGCGGAGAGCUUUGGCGUAUCACGCGAUGCUGCAUGUCGGUUCGACUCAGAAGAAUCUCUCGUCCUGCUCAAAAUUUCCAGAAUUGUUUACCGCUCGACUAUCGUAUUUGCGUUUAAAUUAACGUAAAUUUUACGGAGAAAUAAGCUUCACUGACGCUUCCAUUGCAAGCAAAUCGACUCGCCUGCUAGCUCUUCGAUUCCUCCCAAGUCAAAAUGGUGCUUUCUCGGUUUCUCUCGGCUUGAUUUCGCGCAAUUUGUUUGGCCGUGCUGCUGUGAGGCAGUAUUUUAUAAAUAAAUAUUUUAUUUAGGUUUAAAUGCUUGUUUCUUACACAUUAGUCCGUCUCGUCUUCACGUUACCAAGUCGCUGCAAGCCUGUGGUCUCGUUGCCUUGCUGUGGCCACGUUCUUUAGUCUCCUCUUAAGUUCUGUCUCACGGCUGUAAUUUUACUGCUGUUGAGCCACACAGUUGUUUGAUUGUUAAUAAUAAUCUUAUUAUUUUAUAAGAGUAUUACCAUUGACUAUUAAUAAGUGCAAUCAUUUUCUUUUUACAAAAUUUAUUGGUUAUCGCUUUUAAUUGCAAUUCUAUUGCUUUUGUUUCCUCGUAAAAGUUGAUGCGAUCAAGUCUUCGUUAUUUGAUGCUAAUGAAUAAUGUAAUAACUUUAUAACUGCUAUUCGUAUCUCCCAGAAAUGUUUUAUCGUCCUUUGUGUUGAUAUUAACUAGCUAGGCGUACUAUGAUUUUACAUAUUUCAUUUGCGAUAUAUUUUUCUUGUGGGCAGACGUCUUUCUGAUGUUGAACAGGAUCUCUCUCCACGAAUUUCAUAAUCAAUUUAGUCGCAGUUCGUAGCUGGCUAUUUUGAUAAGUUCAUGUUCGAUCGUGUUUGUUUUCUGUUCUAUGGUGAGUGCAUUGUAAAUCAUGCUGCCGCUGCCCUAACUUCUCAGCUUAUUUUCUAUUCUCUUGCAUUGCUGAAGAAUUCUCCUCUUGGUUCGUCCCCGAUGCCCUCACAUCGCCUACGAUGUGGGCGCUGAGUUGCUUGUGCCAGAUAAACUGUGUUGGCUAUUGAGUUGCGAUCAAGACGCUUAACGUCGUGUCUUUGCUUUACGUUCAGCCAUUAUUUUUAUUUAGAUUAAAUCAGUGAUAAAUGCCACUUCAGUUUUGUAAUUCUGACUUCUCUCCCUGAUCACUUACAAAACUUUUUAUCCCUAGUAACCAGUUCCUCCUAUUACUCCUACCAUUAAAGAUUUUUUCGUUCUUACUGUGGCACAAUUUUGAAGUCGAUGCUCCCGGAGAUGCAGGGCUGCGGGCCGCCCGUGAGCAGCCAAUCAUCUACCGUCUCCCGUCGUUGGCUCCUCACCUCACCCCCGGCCUCCUGCACCCCUCAUCCCUGGCGGGUCACUACAUAGCGCUCCUCGUUCUAGUUUGGCAACAAUAUGGCCAGGCUAUGAGCCGACCAUUCCUUACUUUCUCCACAUGAACUUUUGUUUUGCUGAACAUUUCCACUCUUCCUUCAUGUUUUGCAUGAGAUCUCGACAUUUUAUUUAUCAUCUAAAAGUGGUGGAACGUUGCUAUGAUUCAUCUGGGGGCAGUGGCGCAGUCGGAAUACUGAUCUUGCGUUGGCGUAGCAAAUAUUGAAGCGUCAGUCGAAGUUUCUUUCUAGCUCUUCCUUGCGAGUUUGAGCUAUUGCAUCGGUUAUGUCUCAGCUGCAAUUCUAGCAUUUCUCACUACCGUAAUCUGAUAAUCUUAAUUGUUCAGCUUUGAGGCUUCGGUGUAUAAUAACUUGUUCAUUCAUUUUAGCCGUGAUCAUUUGCAGCAUCACCAGCCAUUAGUAAGACCAGGUCUUCUCGCCGGACCGACCUGCCAGUGCAUGGGUCGUUGUUGUGCAGCUUUGCCGCAUGUCCGUAGCCUCGUACAUCGACGAUACGCACGCAGGGCUCGACCGUGCGUGCGUAAAUGAUCGCACGUACGCUAGUCUUUUCUCCGUGCGUGAAAGCGACGUUGGUUAGUCAAGCGUACGCAAUUGUUACGUUCGUUUAGUCGGCAAUGUCAGUACUAUCCUAACUCUUAGUUCAGUAGAGAGCUAAGCACGCGUAGGACGAAGCGUUUCUCAAAUGAGAAAGUAUAUUUCAGAGAAUCUAUUCAAAAUGCUGCGUAAUGGUCACUGUAAAUUGUGUACUUGUGAAUAAAUUUACAAUGUCUCAUUUACAAGAAGAA
Molecule: messenger RNA, 7611 nt
Organism: Hyalella azteca
Lineage: Eukaryota; Metazoa; Arthropoda; Malacostraca; Amphipoda; Hyalellidae
Gene: Galphas
Product: guanine nucleotide-binding protein G(s) subunit alpha
Biological process (GO): adenylate cyclase-activating dopamine receptor signaling pathway; sensory perception of chemical stimulus
Cellular component (GO): heterotrimeric G-protein complex
Molecular function (GO): GTP binding; G-protein beta/gamma-subunit complex binding; G protein-coupled receptor binding
Source: RefSeq, a predicted model, not a curated record